AUGUACGGAAAGUCCGCUCUUGCCUUAGCCCUCCUAUCGGAGUUGCUUGCUGCACGCUCCAUUGGAAAUACUUUCUCCCGUCGCGGUUCUCUCAACCCUGAUCUGGAUUGCUCCAAAUUCGAUGAUGAAACUGAGUACUGUGUCUCUGGUGAGGCAAAUGAUGACGAACCUACCAAGACCACUACUACUUCCACGGCUGCUGAGGCCACGACCGCUGUGACGACCUCCAGCUCGACCAAGACUACUGAAGCUCCCUCCACAACCUCUUCGGCCAGUAACCACGAGCCCACUCAGCCUGGGCUGUCUGAGAACUGCGACAAGUUCCACAAGGUUAGCUCCGGGGAUCAGUGCGAUUCUAUCGAGACCGAGUUCAAGAUCACCCACGAUCAAUCCAUCAAAUGGAACCCUUCUAUCAACCCCGGCUGCACCAACUUGCAACUGGACUACAAUGUCUGUGUCCACGUUCCCGGCGCGGUCAACACCCAUGGCCCCACGCCGCAGAUGCCCAACCUGACCUCGGACUGCAAGAAGUACCACAAGGUGACUGAUGGUGAGAGUUGCCCUGAGGUACAGAAGGAGGCUGGCGGUAUUACUCUCGCUCAGUUCCGAAAGUGGAACCCCACUGUCGAUGCCAAGUGUAGCAACCUUUGGAACGGGUACUACGUGUGCACUGGUGUUUAA
Messenger RNA from Penicillium cinerascens, 681 nucleotides. Its product is annotated as LysM peptidoglycan-binding domain-containing protein. The record is from RefSeq and is a predicted model, not a curated record. Bases 1 to 681 code for a protein of 226 amino acids. NCBI's taxonomy places the organism in Eukaryota, Fungi, Ascomycota, Eurotiomycetes, Eurotiales, Aspergillaceae. The transcript is spliced from 3 exons.